UGGAGGCAUUGACCGUCUGUGACGCUUAUACUUCUGUUCUACUCAGAAGUAAGAGCCUCGAAGUCCUCCAGCACUUACUCUGCGCGCGCAUGCCAAGAGAAUUGCAAGCUUUUGAUUGACAGGCUGUCUGACGCGCAACGGGAAGGAAGAUAUAUUCACCCUAUACCCUCCCCGUUUCCAGCAACGAUUGGUUUAGCGGCACGCCUGACAGAGCCUAUAAAAAGUGGCUCUGAAAAACUGGGCGGAGUUAAUCUUUAUUUCCACCCAGCUAGCAAUACGUUGCGCUGGGCGGGUUGCUCUAUGCCGGUGGGUGGAAGACCCCUUUAAGCCUCUGCUAUUGCCACUAAAAAGAAAAUGAGACACAACCAGAGUGCUUGUGUCCCUCCUUUGGUCACCACGGUGGUGAAGCCAGGGAGCACAAAACAGCACCAUCAGAUUGCUAAGGUUGUUGGAACACACAGUAGUGUACGAGUGGCUGAGAGAGAACUUUCCAGAGCAGCCCUGAAAAUUCCACAGCAGCCACAGUUACACCUGCGCAGAGAAGAACAAGAUGCCUUCUUCAACCUCUUGGAGGAUGAUUUGGUACAAGAAUUCCUGUCAAUGGACACAUGCUACAGAAUUUCAGAUAAGUAUCUUCUAGCUAUGGUGCUGACAUACUUCAAACGUGCUGGCCUGCAUAUAAGAGAAUACACGAGGAUAAACCUCUUCACAGCUUUGUACUUAGCUAAUGAUAUGGAAGAAGAUGAAGAAGACUACAAAUAUGAAAUUUUCCCUUGGGCGCUUGGUGAUAACUGGAGGCAACAGUUUCCGCAGUUCUUGAAAACGCGGGAUAACUUUUGGGCUAGAAUGAAGUACAGAGCAUUUGUUAGUCGGAGAUGCUGUGAUGAGAUAAUGUUGAAAGAGCCCACUCAUUGGGCCUGGUCCCGGGAACGACCCAUCCACCACAGUGGGGCACUGAGGAGUUACCUAAAGAAUGAAAAGGACUUGUUCCCUAGAGGGCCUGGCGUAACACCCCCCAGCUGCCACCUCUGUGCAUUUGAUUUGAUAGAAGAUGAUGCUGAGGGAUCUUCUCCUGCCAGCAACGCUCCUGCCACUGACUUGUUACCUUUCACGGAGUGGAACCAGGAUUUGAACAACCUUCCUCUGUUGAUGCUGGAUCCAAAGACUAACUACAGCAUGCAGACGCUUCAGGAGCCUGCUAUCGCUGUGGAGGGAGAUGGAAUAGUCAUGGAUUGGCGAUCAGAGGGGUAGUUUGGAUGUCUGAAACAGACAUACCGGGAAUUCAUUUGAUGUUCUCAUUCUGUCUACCCAGUGAUUUAUUUUUUUCCAAGCACUUUAUGCAUCUCUGAAAAGGAAGAUAAAUGGCAAUGCCUGUAUUUAUAUUUAAAAAAAGAAAAGAAAAGCUGUUCACUGUGAUUUAUACAAUGUCAAUGUACUUGCUGGACAUAAUAAAGAAGUCCAGAAGAACA
Heteronotia binoei (common prickly gecko) is the source of this 1469-nucleotide messenger RNA. It is a transcript of the gene SPDYC, whose product is annotated as speedy/RINGO cell cycle regulator family member C. Lineage: Eukaryota; Metazoa; Chordata; Lepidosauria; Squamata; Gekkonidae. The record is from RefSeq and is a predicted model, not a curated record. Gene Ontology annotation, molecular function: protein kinase binding. Bases 355 to 1251 code for a protein of 298 amino acids. The transcript has 7 exons. Gene Ontology annotation, biological process: positive regulation of cyclin-dependent protein serine/threonine kinase activity.